AUGAAGAGGUCGAUUUUAAGCACAUUGAGGUCAGAAACUUCGAUGCAGCACGCGAUACGGAGGAGUGCACUCGUAGAAAUCAUUCGAAGAUCGAUCCUGGAGUAUGGUCUCCGAGCAAGCAACAAGGUCUUCUAUGCAGAGGAAUUUGAGAAGCUUCAAUCAGAUGGCUCGAGGGAUUUUCUCAGCGGCUCAUCGUCGUUGGAUCUCUCUGCCGUCCCGUUACCUCAUGAAACUUCCAACAUGUGGGUCGCAUGUGCAGCAACAAGAGCCCAGCACGGGGAGCAGGUGGCAGCUGAAAACAAUGUUGGUCAAUCGCGCCGAGUGCUGGGCAUGAUUGCCGUCACUGUCAUCGCUGCCUCUAUUCAUCCAGGCUUCCGGCCGGACAGUGCUGGGCUCGAGCUGAGACAUUUCUACGUGCGGAGAGACGCAAGGCGAGCAGAGGGAUCAGCGGCGUAG
Molecule: messenger RNA, 456 nt
Organism: Guillardia theta CCMP2712
Lineage: Eukaryota; Cryptophyceae; Pyrenomonadales; Geminigeraceae
Exons: 6
Coding region: 1-456 (151 amino acids)
Source: RefSeq, a predicted model, not a curated record